Molecule: messenger RNA, 1260 nt
Organism: Ceratosolen solmsi marchali
Lineage: Eukaryota; Metazoa; Arthropoda; Insecta; Hymenoptera; Agaonidae
Product: rRNA methyltransferase 3, mitochondrial
Exons: 4
Coding region: 2-1213 (403 amino acids)
Biological process (GO): RNA processing
Molecular function (GO): RNA binding; RNA methyltransferase activity
Source: RefSeq, a predicted model, not a curated record
UAUGUUACUCAAAAGCUUACAGUUGACAUUAAGUAACUUGCGAAAUAUUUCCCAUGCGAUUGAUGUUAAAUCUUGUUUAAUCGUUCCAUGCAAAAAAUAUGCUAGAUUUGCUCCGAGAAUGUAUACAGAUAUUGAGAAUGCAGAUGAACUUUUUGACAUUGAAGAAAAUACAACUCCUCCAAUUCUAGAAGUACAAAAAAAGCCUCGUUCAAAAAAAUCUAAAGCUAUAGAUGCUAAGCAACGAGAAGAAGCAAGCUGGAGUGACGACGUCAAAGAAGCACCUAAGAAGGAAAGAAAUUUAAUCAGUACAAAAAUAUAUAAUAAUGAAAAGAUAAUCACAUCAUUAAUGAUGAGUAUAAAAACCAAAAAACAAAAAAAUAAAAAAAAUCGGAUAAUCAUAGAGGGUACGAGAUUAAUCGAAGAAGGCAUUAAAGUUGGACUAGUUCCAGAGAUAAUCAUUUUUAGUAGGUAUGAAGAUAUUCAAAAUUUACCUAUUAAAAAGAAUGAAACACAAUUUUAUAAGGUUCCAUAUAGAGUAAUUCAAUUAUGGUCAACUUUAACGACUACUCCAGGUGUAAUGGCAAUUUUUGAAAAACCAAAUGCUGUUGAGGUAACGUCCACAUCUUUGCCAAUUACUAUUAUUUGCGAUAAUAUUCGCGACCCAAGAAAUAUGGGCGCCAUUUUACGUGCAGCGGCUGGAGCUGGUUGUGAAAAAGUAUUAUUAUCCAAAGGAUGUGUCGACUUUUGGGAUGCUAAAGUUUUGCGAGCAGCAGCGGGUGCUCAGUUUCGAAUACCAAUUUUUGGUGCACAAACCUGGGAUGACAUUAAAUCAUCGAUAAGCACAGAUGCUAAUGUUUUCAUUGCCGAUAGUAAUGUCAAUCCUUUUAAAAGAAUUGAAGAAGAGACAAUUGUAAAACCUAUCAUUCAUGAGAAAAAGAAGAAACAUGAAAUACUGGAGAAGCUAAAUGAGUUAGAGGUUGUUCCUUAUUAUACCGCAGACUAUACAAAAAAUGAAAUAGUUUUAAUUGUUGGUGGUGAAACAGAAGGAUUAAGUAUCGAUUCCGUAGAAUUGACAAAAAGUAGAAAUGGAGUGCGAGUAAAUAUUCCUUUAAAUAAUAAUAUUGAUAGUUUAAAUGCAGGAAUGGCUGUAGGUAUUAUAGUUUUCGAAGUUAAAAAACAGUUUUCCAUUAGAGUGAAGGAUUUGCUUCAAUAAUUUACAGACACUGUCAUUAUAUAAGAUCCGAAGCUGAUCGAAUAGAA